UUGCACGUCAUUUGGAUGGAGACCCACGGCACCUUAGAACUGACCAACACUUCUGGUUCUUUAGAGACUCUGAACAACAACACAGUUCCUUCAACCGUCCUCGUAGCCACCGGUGUCAGAGAUGAAAACAUUCUGCUGGUGAAUUCGUAUCAAAGGGAUUUCGUGGAUCCUGGGAGAUGGCAUCAAAAUACUUGGGCAGACUUCAUAUUAUUUCAGCUUGUGAGUCCAAUCCUCGUUGUCAUAGGAACGUUUGGCAACGUGUGCGUGGUGCUGGUUCUGAGCAAGCGGAAGUACGCCAGCGUUUUCAGCACUCUUCUCUACGGCACGCUGGCUGCGCUGGAUUUUCUAGUGCUCUACCUUGCCUUGGUCCGCUACUUCCUUGUCGCUACCAUACGUCUGGACUUCAGGCAGUUCUCCUUCAGAGUCUGUUGGUAUGAAUGAAUGAAUGAUUGGAA
Molecule: messenger RNA, 455 nt
Organism: Aplysia californica (California sea hare)
Lineage: Eukaryota; Metazoa; Mollusca; Gastropoda; Aplysiida; Aplysiidae
Exons: 2
Coding region: 16-441 (141 amino acids)
Cellular component (GO): membrane
Source: RefSeq, a predicted model, not a curated record